AUGGCACCGAAACCAGAGAGCGCUGCUCCAUGGUCAUUCCCGAACCUCAAGAAGAAGCGUCGUCGUCGGGCAAGUCAGAUCUUCAACAUGAACUUCAGCUUUGGCUUUGGGUCACGGCGUAAGAGUCAAGAUCGCUCCCCUGACGUCAGCCCACGCACAUCCAUAUCAUCGGCUUCGGGCUCCCCAAGGUCGGGAAUAGAGGAAAGCUGCAAGAGACAGAGAGUCGAUUCAAGAGCAACAGAUGCUGAAGCACUGUUCGCCUCCGAGAAGAACAGUACCGAGAAGACGUUGACAGUAUUGGCGCCAUCCACACGGUGUGACAGCACGGGUGAAGUGCAUCCAGGUCAACUCGUCGACUUCAGCUCCACACCUGUUCCCACCGCACCGGAACCCAUACUUGCUCCUGCGCCUGUUCCUGCUCCCACACAUAGCAACCCAGCAAGUGAGUUCGAGCUUCGCUUAAGCAGCGACACAUACCACGACUACCUCGCCACCACUCAACGACGAAGAUCCUUCCCUGCCGGCGAGUGGGCAGCACGACGGGUCCGCGAGGAAUUCCAGAUGCUACACAAGCUUGAGAAGCUUGAGAAGCUUGAGACCAAAGUCGAAGACCCCUUCAAGAAGUUUAGGGAGUCUGCGAAGAGACUAUGCACCGUGGACCGAAAGGCAAAGACUUCAGCGACCACAUCUUCCAACAUCAUCGCACCAGCACCCGUCGCGAAUGCAUCGAACAUGCCUUGCGAACUCCACCGUACACCAAGCGACCCAAGCACCGAGGCCUUCCUCAAACAUGUUCGCGCAAGUCUCGAUGCGAGAAAGAAGGAGAACAAGAUGAGCGAGCGCGGGCGUUCGUACUCGAUCUUUGAGGAUGAAGUCGAGAAGGGUUUUCUGGACGACGCGCCAUUAUAA
Molecule: messenger RNA, 909 nt
Organism: Alternaria triticimaculans
Lineage: Eukaryota; Fungi; Ascomycota; Dothideomycetes; Pleosporales; Pleosporaceae
Exons: 1
Coding region: 1-909 (302 amino acids)
Source: RefSeq, a predicted model, not a curated record